AUGACACCCUCUACUGGUAAUACCGCCCAAGAGGAUUCAGCUUCAAAACAAUCAGCCGCCCUGAUUGACCCAAAGCUACUCUGGGACAAAGCGUACAACAGCCUCAGAAAAGACAAGCCUGGGUUGGUGGAGGCUUAUGAAAAGGUUCUGUCUUGUGAACUUGCAACACCCACUGCUUCCCCAGUAUCCAACAUCCAGCAAAACCUGAUCGAGCAGGAAGAUCCAGAGCUGCGACGAUCUCAGAUGAGACAGCUAGUUGACCAGGGUCUGGCCAAGACUGAGCAUGAGGCCAAGUUAAAACAGGGUGCUGGGCAUGUGGUGGAUGUGGCCCUUGCGGCAAACAACAUGAUCAGUACUGCACUCAAGGUAUGCCCAGAAGCUGCUCUUGCAUGGACUGGUGUUACUUUUGCUUUACAGAUGAUAGUCAACCCAAUUAAAGAAACAGAAACCAACCGUGCUGGCAUUGACUAUGUUGCUAGAAAGAUGGAGUGGUACUGGAACUUGUCUAGUCAUCUACUCAAGAGGCGGGACCUGAGUGGGAAUUCCUAUGCAGGACUGCAACUGGGUCUGCAGGACCAAAUUAUCCACCUUUACAAGGCACUCCUCUCCUACCAGAUGACAUGUGUUUGCUCAUACUAUCGAAACCGGGGCUUUGUCUUCCUGAAAGACCUUGUGCAGCUUCAUGAUUGGGAUGGGCAACUAGAUGAUGUCAGAGAAGCAGUAACAGCAGUUCUUGAGAACUCAAAGGAGUACAGUGCCCAGCAAAUUGUGGAUUUCCAUGAGGAAGAAACAAGAACUCUCCAAAACAUCUUCCAUGACCUCCACCAUGGCCUUGAGAAGCAGGCAGCGUUGCAGAAAGAUCUCCAAGAGAAAAAUGAAAACAAAAAGUGUCUGCAAGACCUGCGCCUUACUGAUCCUCAGCAUGACAUGGAACGCAUUGAAGGUAGCAAAGGUCGACUAUUGCCUGAAUCAUCUACAUGGAUUCUGUACCACCCUUCCUUCACGGACUGGAGACAUGGUGAGACAACCCAGUUCCUGUGGAUGAGAGCAGACCCUGGAAAGGGGAAGACAAUGCUUAUGAUCAGCAUCAUCGAGGAUUUGCAGUCCGACCCUGGAUUCACCCCGCUAUCUUUCUUUCUCUGUCAGGCAACAGAUGCAAGGCUCAACAAUGCUACUGCAGUCAUCAGAGGCUUGAUUUACAAACUGGUCCAUCAACAACCCUUUCUCAUCUCACACAUCCAUGAUGAGUAUGACAGAGCAGGAUCAAAAUUAUUUGAGGGUGGCAAUGCAUUUGUUGCAGUAUCCAAAAUCCUUCACAACAUGCUGCGUGAUCACAGGCUGAAUCAAGUGUACUUGGUGGUAGAUGCGCUUGAUGAAUGUCAGUCUGGAUUGGAGCAACUCUUGAAGUUUAUUUUUGAAUCACUGUCAGAUCCCAACAGUCAAGUCAGGUGGCUUGUGUCCAGUCGCCAUAAACCUGAGAUUGAGAAGGAGUUAUUCAAUAGGAGCAAGACAGAGCUCAAUCUUGAUAAGGAUGUGGAAAAUGAAAUUUCAUAUGCUGUCAAAGCUUACAUUGAUCACCAGAUGCAAAAUGUUAUUGCUCAGUAUGAAAAGAAAUAUAGGGACAUUGACCAUGAAACCCGCAUGCAGCUUCGAAAUAUUGAAGGCAACAUCGCGGAGGAUCUCCAUAGAAAGGCUGAAAAUACCUUUCUCUGGGUGGCCCUUGUUUUUCAGCAGAUUCAAGCAAGAGACUGUGAUGCUGAUGAGGUCCUGGAUUUUGUUUACAAAAUGCCUGUUGGCUUGCAUGAAUUGUACAAUCAGAUGAUGGAUCGAAUCAUCCAGCUCAGCCAGCAACAAAAUAGGUAUGCUUGUUUCUGCAGAGAAGUGCUCUUAAUUGCAGUCAAUUCCUAUCGCCCACUGCAAUUAUCUGAAAUGGUCACACUUGCUGCACUGCCAAAGUUUGCAGAUACUCGGAAGAUAAUACAGCUAUGUGGUCUUCUUUCCCUCAAAGAAGAAGAAGCAACCAUCUACUUUGUUCACCAGUCAGCAAAAGACUAUCUUAUUGAGCACGCAAAGCCAGAAAUCAUAUCUCAGAUAUUCCCUGAUGGAUGCAGGAAGGGACAUCAAAGAAUAAUGUCACAAUCAAUUGAAUCCAUGUCACAAAUUUUGAAACGGGAUAUUCAUUCUUUGCAGCACCUUAAAGAUGUCCAUACACCAUCACUUGCACCAAUUCGAUACGCGUGCGUAUAUUGGGUUGAUCAUCUCCAUGAAAUGGGACCACAUAGUGAAAUGUUCCUCCAUGAUACUGGAAUGGUUGAUGUUUUUCUCAGGGAACAUCUUCUUCAUUGGUUGGAAGCCCUGAGUCUGAUAAAGAGCAUGUCAAGCAGCGUGUUUGCAAUAGCUAAGCUCACCACCAUGGUCAGAAGUGUGUCACAAGGGUCCAGACUUUUUGAGCUGAUUCAUGAUGUCCAUCGGUUUAUUUUGUUUAACAGAGGUGUCAUCGAGAAUGCACCAUUGCAAGUGUAUUAUUCUGCACUAAUCUUUAGUCCAACUCACAGCUUGACACGAUGUCUUUUUCAGGAUGAGGGACCAAAGUGGGCCAUUGCAAAGUCAGUUAUUGCAUGGGGAGCAACAUCUAUUACCCAAAAGAUGUGUGAGACACCUCAGCAUCACACUUUUGGUUUGAACACUGAUGGAACAUGGAUCGCUCGCAAUGGUCAGAACGUGAUCUGGCUGCCAUCAGAAUAUCGCCCGAGAAGCUUUGCUCUUACAUCAAGCACCAUGGUCAUUGGAUGUACCUCAGGUCGGGUUUUAAUACUUGAUAUUUCUAACAAGGCAUCUUGA
Aspergillus ruber CBS 135680 is the source of this 2841-nucleotide messenger RNA. RefSeq lists its product as uncharacterized. The transcript has 4 exons. The record is from RefSeq and is a predicted model, not a curated record. The coding region runs from base 1 to 2841 and encodes 946 amino acids. Lineage: Eukaryota; Fungi; Ascomycota; Eurotiomycetes; Eurotiales; Aspergillaceae.